Messenger RNA from Capsicum annuum, 1602 nucleotides. RefSeq names its product serine/threonine-protein kinase AFC1. Gene Ontology annotation, biological process: protein phosphorylation. NCBI's taxonomy places the organism in Eukaryota, Viridiplantae, Streptophyta, Magnoliopsida, Solanales, Solanaceae. Gene Ontology annotation, cellular component: nucleus. The transcript is spliced from 13 exons. Gene Ontology annotation, molecular function: ATP binding; protein kinase activity. The record is from RefSeq and is a predicted model, not a curated record. Bases 133 to 1518 code for a protein of 461 amino acids.
UCUCUCUCCUCUCGUUACAAAAAAGAUCUACUAAUUCCUUGGCUAAAAUUCCCCAGUUUCCCUCAAAAAAUUCAUCAAAAUUUUCAAUUAAAUUUGUUCGAGCUAGAUUACUAGCAUAGAGAUUUUGGUAAUAUGGAAACUCAACCAUUAAUUGAAGAAUUUCAUGGUCGAAAUAUUGAUAAACGACCCCGAAAACGACCUCGUUUAACAUGGGAUGUUGGUCCUCUAAUCCCACCAAUUCAACCUCCAAUUCCACCAAUUUCCAAGAGUUGCCUGGUACCUGUUGCUAGUGGAAGGUGGCAGGUAUCCGUGGAUUUAGUCGAGGUUCUUCCAACAAUAUAUUGUGGGCAAGAGUUUGGAAAUGGAGCAGGGCUGAAUUAUGCUUAUUCUUCAAUAUAUUACAAAGGGAUCCCUCAUAAUGGAUCUCCUCCGCGGAGACCGGAUGAUAAAGAUGGCCACUAUGUGUUUUCCAUUGGGGAGAACUUAACUCCUCGCUAUAGGAUACUUAGCAAAAUGGGGGAAGGAACUUUUGGACGAGUCCUUGAAUGCCUCGACAAUGAAACAAAGGAACUUGUGGCAAUUAAAGUUGUUCGUUCAAUACAUAAAUAUCGAGAAGCAGCAAUGAUUGAGAUAAACGUUCUACAGAAACUUGUCAGGCACGAUCUUGGUGGCAAAUGUUGUGUGCAAAUAAGGAAUUGGUUUGACUAUCGUAAUCAUAUAUGUAUUGUUUUUGAGAAGCUUGGUCCAAGCUUAUACGAUUUUCUUCGCAAAAACAGCUAUCGUUCAUUUCCCAUUGAUCUUGUCCGGGAGUUUGGAAGACAACUUUUGGAGUCUGUAGCAUUUAUGCAUGAUCUGCGACUGAUUCACACUGAUCUGAAGCCAGAAAAUAUUCUCCUUGUUUCGUCUGAGUACGUUAAAGUUCCAGAUUACAAGUUCCUGCUGCGACCUGCAAAAGAUGGUUCCUACUUAAAGAAUGUACCAAAGUCAAGUGCUAUUAAGCUCAUUGACUUCGGCAGUACAACAUUUGAACAUCAGGAUCAUACUUAUGUGGUGUCUACACGUCAUUACCGUGCUCCAGAAGUUAUCUUAGGUCUUGGAUGGAACUAUCCCUGUGAUAUGUGGAGUGUAGGUUGCAUACUUGUUGAGCUUUGCUCUGGUGAAGCUCUUUUUCAAACACAUGAGAACUUGGAGCAUCUUGCAAUGAUGGAAAAGGUGCUAGGGCCUCUUCCUCAGCACAUGGCUGUGAGAGCUGACCGCCGUGCUGAGAAAUAUUUUAGAAGGGGUGCAAGGUUGGAUUGGCCAGAACGUGCAACUUCAAGUGAAAGUAUGAGGGCAGUCUGGAAAUUGCCUCGUCUCCCGAACCUGAUAAUGCAGCAUGUGGAUCACUCUGCCGGAGAUCUCAUUGAUCUUUUGCAAGGACUGCUUUGUUAUGACCCAACAAAACGGCUGAAAGCUAGAGAAGCAUUACGGCACCCCUUCUUCAGUAGAGACCUGAGAAGGUGUGGUUAUCCUAUGUAAUUGACAACCUUAAUUUUCAUGUGUGUUUCAGUUUAAAAGAUGUGUGAAUGAGCCCUUGUAAUGAAAUAUCCUCUUCUCUCUUUC